AAUGCAACCGGGCAGCCACUGGACUGCGUGCAGCAGCACCUGCCACCGCCGCGUUGCGUUUGGAUCCACUAUUUUCCGGCGCCGACUCUCCGUGAGCGCAUCGAUGGAUUCGAAGUUUCGCGAUCCCAUCAUCAAUUGCAGGAACCGGAGCAGCCCGCGGCGACAAUAGUGACACUCUUUUCGAGGACUUAGGUCAUAAAUCGGAUAAAAUGGUUUUCAUUCUAGGAGUCAACUUUUCCGAGCAAAAGCUCGUGAAGAAGGCGCUUGAGUCUUUCUUCGCUCUCGGACCGACCACAUCAUCCCGAAUCUUGGCCAAAUACUCCAUCUCCCCCAUGUCCAAAGUCGGCGCUCUGCCACCGAAAACCGUCACGGCUCUUACGGCAGAGUUAUCGACAAUGACGAUAGAAAGCGAUGCGCGGAAGAUUAUACAACAAAACGUCAUGAGACUAAAGGAUAUGGGAAGCUACCGAGGAAGAAGACACGCCAUGAAUCUCCCCGUGAGAGGACAGCGGACGAGGACCCAGAUCGAGUCGGCCAGGAAGCACAACUCUGCGAACAGACGAUGGUAAACUCCCUCUGUGGUGGCUGUCGACUUGGUAUCUGGGAAGCGAAUGGGUUAGAUUUUGAGGUGGUACGCAUUGGAUGACCACCGAAUGUACAAGAUAGACGGGUCUGUGGUAUACCCAAGCAUGUAUGACUAUGAAAAACUAUACCACUUGUACUAUCAAUUGUUGGUUACAAUUCACCCAUCGUGUUAUCUACAGGAAGGAACUACUUUGAGGGGCUUAGAUGAACCCACUGAUACCUAAUCUCCGUGCACCGUCCUACCA
Messenger RNA from Colletotrichum acutatum, 830 nucleotides. RefSeq names its product 30S ribosomal protein S13p/S18e. The transcript is spliced from 3 exons. Gene Ontology annotation, biological process: translation. The record is from RefSeq and is a predicted model, not a curated record. Bases 210 to 569 code for a protein of 119 amino acids. Gene Ontology annotation, molecular function: structural constituent of ribosome; RNA binding. Gene Ontology annotation, cellular component: ribosome; small ribosomal subunit; mitochondrion. NCBI's taxonomy places the organism in Eukaryota, Fungi, Ascomycota, Sordariomycetes, Glomerellales, Glomerellaceae.